UGUAGUGGGAGUGUGGUGGUGUGAUUCGAAUGGGCGUCAUGAUAAACAAUAGUUUUUUACGGACAGUGAUAACAUUAUCGCUAAAUAGCUUUUAUUCAUAACGAGCUUUUUGCUGUAAAGUCUAUUCGAGCCAGUUUUUCCGUUGACGCCACACGAAAGCAACGAGCAUUUUCCACGCCGGCGCCUACCAAGAAUACAAACCAUUACCAUUCGUUUCGAUGAAGUAGGCUUGAAACUGUCAGUCAAGUAGACGUCAGAAAAUAAAAUUUAUUUGAAAAAAUGCCUACAAAUACCACGGAAAAAAUGUUAAACGGUCACAAAAAAGACGUCCGAGUGUGGUGCGAUGGCUGUUACGACAUGGUUCAUUUUGGCCAUGCCAAUUCCUUAAGGCAGGCAAAAGCUCUUGGUGAUUAUUUGAUUGUCGGUGUCCACACAGAUGAGGAAAUAACAAAACACAAAGGGCCCCCCGUUUUCACAGAACAGGAGAGAUAUAAAAUGGUGAGAGGAAUAAAAUGGGUAGAUGAAGUUGUAGAAGGUGCACCCUACGUAACAACUUUAGAAACCUUGGACAAAUAUAAUUGCGACUUUUGUGUUCAUGGAGACGAUAUUACAAUGACGGCGGAAGGUGUGGAUACAUACCACCAAGUUAAAGAAGCCGGAAAAUACAGGGAAGUCCAAAGGACGGCCGGCGUCUCGACGACCGACUUAGUAGGACGGAUGCUCCUGUUGACACGCAACCAUUUCCGCCAAGGUCAGUAUGAGUACGAUGUUGAAAGAGAGCACUCAUCAACGAUGGGUCAAGAUUCAUUGGCUAGGUCCCCGUGGACCGGUUGCUCGCAGUUUUUGCCGACCACUCAAAAAAUUAUACAGUUUUCUGAUGGUAAAAGCCCCAAGCAGGGCGACAGGAUCGUCUACGUUGCAGGCGCUUUCGAUUUGUUCCACGUCGGCCAUCUUGACUUCCUCGAAAAGGCUAAACAACAGGGUGAUUAUUUGAUAGUGGGGCUCCAUACCGAUCCGGUAGUGAAUCGUUAUAAGGGUUCGAAUUACCCGAUUAUGAACUUGCACGAGCGCGUUCUCAGCGUGCUCGCCUGCAAGUACGUCUCCGAGGUUGUUAUCGGGGCCCCUUACAAAGUUACAAAAGACCUCAUGGACCAUUUCAAAGUUGACCUUGUGGUCCAUGGUCUGACGCCCGUAAUGGCCGACGUGGACGAGGCGGAUCCGUUCGGGUAUCCGAAGGCGAUCAACAAAUUUCUCAGUUUGGACUCAGGGAACGAUAUGACGACCGAAAGGAUCGUCGAACGGAUCAUACGGAACAGGUUGGAGUAUCAGGAACGCAAUCGGCAAAAGGAAAAAAAAGAGACAGAUCUGCUAAAUAGCCUGAGGCUCAAGGGUUUACAGGUUUAAGAAUUAUAUAUGCCUCACGGGGGGUGGGACGGGAAACGGGGGCGAAAGUUUAAUUUUUCUAGCCAAAGAAUGGGGUACCGCUUUGUAUAUAUUUAUAUAUGUAAUCCGCCAUAUUUAUCUCAAUUGUGAUAUGUAUUUUUUAGUGCACUUUCCUCCCCAAAACCGCCUGGUUCUGAUAUGAGCGAGGUUGAUUUUUGUUAGUCUUUUCGGACCUCCGAAAUUAUUCGUUGUCGAUGAGCACAUUUUUACAGUCGAUUUUUUACGUUUUAUUUUUUAGCUUUAGACCAAGUCGAUUUUAUUUGUACACUAGCCCGCCAUUUUCUCGGACUUCGAGAUGUAUAUUUAUUUGUAUUAAUUGUUAUUUGUGGAUAUUUUAAUAUAUACUUGUUUCAUUCAAAAAUCUGGGGCGAAUACGAAUUUUAUUUACGCUUAGAAAAUUGGUUAUACAGGGUGCGGCAAAAAGGUAAGCAAGAUUUCAAAUAGUGGCUGUUGGUUUGUAAAACCGGCAACACUGUGUACGCACUCGCGUUAGGCAGAUAAAAGUAUGCAAUAUUCAGUUAUCGACAUGGGUUGGAGCGGAGUGGAUCGUGCUUUCGUUGUCGAGGAGUUUAUUAGAAAUGGGAAACCUGUAAUAGCGACGCAGCGCGCCUUUCGUAAUCAGUUUGAUGUUGUUUUACACUUCAGGGAAACAGGUUCUGCGCUUAACCGAAAAAUCUACUGGCCGACCAAGGACAGUAAGAACACUGGAAAAUGUGAACGUACAAUAGUCUCCAAGACGUUCAGCUCGUAAGCAUGCAGCUGCUUUGGGAAUUCCCGAUAUAAGUAUUCGAAGAAUUUUACACAACUCACUCCAAAUGCAUCCGUACAAAAUGAUGGUAGUGCAGGAAUUAAGCGCAAGAGAUUUUGAUACCCGUAUAAAUUUAUGCUGAGAUGUUUUUGAAAACAUUCCCAGAGGCGCUGUAUUUAUGUCUAGUGAAACAAAAUUUCCGUUAUUGGUCAGCAAAUAGUCCACAGGAACUUCAUGAGCGACCUCUUCACAGUUCAAAAGUCACCGUCUGGUGUGCAAGGUCGGAGUUCGGCGUGUGGGGUCCUUACUUUUUCGAAGAAGAUGGAAUAACGGUAACAGUCAACGAAGAUCGAUAUUUUGAUAUGCUUAACAAUUGAGAUGAACGAGUUGAACAACUCGCUUCCGCGAGAACCUACAAGGGUUCAUCGACAAUAACGGCCGUCAUUUAAAAGACAUCAUUUUUAAAAAAUAACGUUCCUAAAUGGCAUUAAAAAAAGUUUGCUUUAUGUAGUUUGGUUUUAAUUAACAUCCCAAAGAGUAUCUAUCAUUUUGCCGCAGCCUGUAUUUUUACAUAUUAUAUUUAAAAAAAAAAUCUAUGAGCAGAAAGACCUACCGAUAGUGUCUUCCUGGUAUUCAUUCAAAAGAAUUAUAUAAAGGAUCGUGAUCUUUGAUACAUUAGUUAAGAUUUUUUUCACUGUCGUCUGGAAAAAUUAAGUGUUCACACUUUGGCAUUCAAAAAUGAAAUAGGGUGUUGUCCUUGAAAAAAAACUUGCACUCAGUAUUUUAAAAAAUUAAAGUGAAAAUUUUGAAGCGAGUUUAGUCAAAUUAAUAUCCUAUUUUACAAUUAAAAAAUUAGAUUACAAUCCAUCCAUGAAAAUCUACUUAACAUCAAGCCUAUCAAAAAUU
This is a messenger RNA of Cylas formicarius (sweet potato weevil), 3097 nucleotides long. RefSeq names its product ethanolamine-phosphate cytidylyltransferase. Gene Ontology annotation, molecular function: ethanolamine-phosphate cytidylyltransferase activity. The record is from RefSeq and is a predicted model, not a curated record. Gene Ontology annotation, biological process: phosphatidylethanolamine biosynthetic process. The transcript is spliced from 6 exons. NCBI's taxonomy places the organism in Eukaryota, Metazoa, Arthropoda, Insecta, Coleoptera, Brentidae. Bases 280 to 1404 code for a protein of 374 amino acids. Gene Ontology annotation, cellular component: cytoplasm.